GAGUGUGCACUUGGUGUUUGUUAGAGUUAGAAAAUGUCAGAAGCGAUUUCUCAGAAGGAAGACUCUUUCACAUGUCCAAUGUGUCUGGAUCUGCUGAAGGAUCCAGUGGCUAUUCCCUGUGGACAUAAUUUCUGUAUGAGGUGCAUUAAGGGCUGCUGGGAUCAGGAGGACCAGAAAGGAGUCUACAGCUGCCCCCUGUGCAAACACACCUUCACUCCCAGACCUGUCCUCUACAAAAACCCUCUGAUUGCUGAAAUGGUGAAGAAAUUUAGGAAGACCAGAAUCCAACCUGCUGCUCACAAUUAUGCUGGACCUGGAGAUGUGGAGUGUGACGUCUGCACUGGGAGAAAAAUCAAAGCUGUGAAGUCCUGUCUGAAGUGUCUGGUGUCUUACUGUGAAGCUCAUUAUAAAGUUCACAAUGAAGUUAAUCCUGGACGAAAACACUCAGUGGUUGAUGCCACAGGCCAGCUACAGGAGAGGAUCUGCUGUCGUCAUCAGAAGGUUGUUGAGAUAUUUUGUCAUACUGAUCAGAGUUGUAUCUGCCUUAUGUGUCUGAUGGACGAUCAUAAAGGCCACGACACAGUCACAGCUGCUGCAGAAAGGACUAACAAACAGAAGCAGUUGGGGCAGAGCCAGAGGAGAUUCCAGCAGAGAAUCCAGGAGAGAGAGGAGGAGCUGCAGGAGCUGAGGAAGGCUGUGGAGACUCUCAAGAGCUCUGCACAGACAGCGGUGGGGGACAGUGAGAGGAUCUUUACUGAGAUGAUCCGCUCCAUUGAGAGAAGGCGCUCUGAGGUGAAAGAGCUGAUCAGAGCUCAGGAGAAGGCUGAGGUGAGUCGGGCUGAAGGACUCCUGAAGCAACUGGAGCAGGAGAUUGCUGAGCUGAAGAGGAGAGAUGCUGAGCUGGAGCAGCUUUCACACACAAAAGAUCACAUCCAUUUCCUCAAGAAUAUCCCAUCAAUCAAAGAGUCUCCUCACUCUAAAGACUUACCCAGCGUGACCUUCAACCAGAGUUUCUCUUUUGAGGCUGUAAAGGAAUCUGUGUCUGCAGUUAAGGUGCAGCUGGAGGAGAAACUGGAUGGCAUCUUCAAGCAGGAAGUAGCCAAGAUAUCUGCAGCAGUGGCGCAUAUCCAGAUCAUCCAGUUUUUAGAAACUACUGAUUCUAAACUGCCAGACAGAAGAACUGAUAGUAUGGAAGAUCUGCCACCAAAAAUGUUUGGUGUCCAGGCUGUUUAUUCAGAAUCAGUGACCAGAGAGGAGCUCUUGCGGUAUUGCUGUCACUUCACACUGGAUCCAAACACAGCACAGAUAAACCUCCAUCUGUCUGAGGGGAACAGGAGGGUGCAGAGGAGAGCUUCAGAGUUCCAGUCAUAUCCUGAUCAUCCAGAGAGAUUUGAUUGGUGGAAUCAGGUGUCGUGUAGAGAGGGUGUGUCUGGACGCUGCUACUGGGAGGUGGAGUGGAGUGGGGAGGUUGAUAUAGCAGUCUCAUAUAAAAGCAUCAGCAAGAAAGGAGGGGGUAAUGAGUGUUGGUUUGGACGUAAUGGUCAGUCCUGGAGCCUGGAGCCCCGCAGCUUCAGCUCCUAUUUUAGGCACAAUAAUAAACAGACUAAACUCCCUCUAGUGGCCAGCUUCAGAAUAGGAGUGUAUGUGGAUCACAGGGCAGGAACUCUGGCCUUCUACAGCAUCUCUGACACAAUGACCCUCAUGCACAGAGUCCAGAACACAUUCACAGACACACUCUACCCUGGGUUUGGGCUAGGUCUUGGAUCAUCAGUGAAGUUAUCGUGACUCACAUACACAGAUGCUCUUAGUAACACUACACACACACACAUCCAUUAAGGAUCUGGCAGCUGCCUGAGAUUCUCUGUUGUUGGGGAAAACAAAAGCCCAAAAGCACUCCCUCAUCUCUGGACCCCAGCAGAUAUUACAGCGUCUGCACCUCUGGACCUCUGCUGGAACACACAUCAGCACACCACACAUACACUAUUGGGUGGGACAUGUGUUGAGGAGCCCAGUGUUUCACCCCCUCUGAUCCUCUCCCACAGUCCACUUCCUCUCCCUCCUGCUGAAGGGCAUUAUGGUGGACACGUGUCUGAUGAAAGUUGAAAGUGAAGCUCAUUAGGUUAAGUUGUCUAGAUGUAAAUAUGUGUGUGGUUGCACUCAUAGAUUGUACAGUAUAUAAGGUUGUACUUGAUGUAAGAUGAAAUGUACACUUCUUGUUAAAGCAUGGCUGAUAUGGCUGUCCCAAUCUCUAAAAGACUUGAUAUGUAAAAAUUGAUUAAAAUAAUAAUGAUA
Alosa alosa (allis shad) is the source of this 2292-nucleotide messenger RNA. RefSeq names its product tripartite motif-containing protein 16-like. The transcript has 8 exons. The coding region runs from base 34 to 1785 and encodes 583 amino acids. Gene Ontology annotation, molecular function: protein binding; zinc ion binding. Lineage: Eukaryota; Metazoa; Chordata; Actinopteri; Clupeiformes; Clupeidae. The record is from RefSeq and is a predicted model, not a curated record.